Notothenia coriiceps (black rockcod) is the source of this 915-nucleotide messenger RNA. RefSeq names its product adenosine deaminase domain-containing protein 1-like. Gene Ontology annotation, biological process: RNA processing; adenosine to inosine editing. NCBI's taxonomy places the organism in Eukaryota, Metazoa, Chordata, Actinopteri, Perciformes, Nototheniidae. The transcript has 9 exons. Bases 1 to 915 code for a protein of 304 amino acids. Gene Ontology annotation, cellular component: cytoplasm; nucleolus. The record is from RefSeq and is a predicted model, not a curated record. Gene Ontology annotation, molecular function: double-stranded RNA binding; tRNA-specific adenosine deaminase activity; adenosine deaminase activity.
AUGACUAAGAAGGUCAUCAUCUUAGCAAAUGAUCUCUGCACGUCUCUAAACCAUGCUCUAAACGCCACGCAGCAGGCAGGUAUCGAGUUUCACGUCAACGCAAUUAAAGUUUUCAGGAUGUUUCAAGCCCGUGGGUCAUUUCAAGGUUCCAGAGGUACCCGCUUUGCACAAAUGCUCAUGGAGAAUAUACCUGAGGCAUCAACACAGACUGAACCAUCCAACCCUGCCGCAACGUCAAAUCAACCAAGCAAAUAUACUUCUUACAAACAAGGGAAGGGUUCGUAUAAAAAUGGUUAUGCCAAACCAACAGCUUCACCUAAAACACUGAUUGAAAUAUACAAGCAAGGUGAGACAAACGCCAUCUCUUUGAUCCAUCAGCUUGCCCAGGUUUUGCAGUUCCACUUGGAGAUGAAGGAGACAGUGACUCCAGGCAAUUUACCAGGGCUUUAUUUUGCCUUUUGCGUGGUGAUUGAUGGGUUUGAGUACAAGACUGGUGUUGGAAUAACAAAGAAGGAGGCUCGACUGAAAGCGGCACAGCUCGCUCUGUCGGACCUGCUGCCCACCUUGUCUGACUUCCCUGAAGGAGCAGAUGCCCCUCCAACACUGCCAGUAAAAGAGGAGCCCUCCAUCUCUGACCUUCAUCCUUGUAAAGCCGAUCAUGAAAGAACAAGUCCUUUAAACCACCGGAUUCCCAACGCUGUCAAGGAUCACCUCACUAAACUGAUGAACAACCACCCAGAGUUCACUGCCUGCGCUGGCACCACAGCAGCGUUCAUCAUACAGACUCCCGGCGGAUAUGAUGUGGUCGCUCUCGGCACUGGAAACUUUAAUACCAAAGAGAGUACCUCGUUGAGUGGACGUGUUGUGCAUGAUUCACAUGCAGUGGUUACUGCAAGGAGAUCUCUUAUGAGGUGA